Messenger RNA from Drosophila arizonae, 2957 nucleotides. Its product is annotated as protein CG10702. Gene Ontology annotation, molecular function: protein binding. The record is from RefSeq and is a predicted model, not a curated record. NCBI's taxonomy places the organism in Eukaryota, Metazoa, Arthropoda, Insecta, Diptera, Drosophilidae.
UUUCAGCAACAAUUAUAAGCACGCACGACCAGCAGACCCUUGGCAACAUGCUGCUAAAGCUUGGAAACAUGUUGCUAGCGCUAGCUAAUAUCUUCGCCUUGGCCUCGGCCUUGGCAGCCACACAGCCAAAUCCAUCAGCCGAGUUCAGAGAGUGCACCAGCAUAGAUAUACGCAACGAAUGCAGCAAAAUGAAACUAUUGGAUAACUGCACAGUGGUCAUUGGCUAUGUAAUGAUCACACUGCUGCCCAGUCACAAUUGCAACUUUACGGCGUAUUCGUUUCCCAAAUUACGCGAAAUCACGGACUUUAUGAUAUUCACCGAGGUAAAGGACUUGACCAACAUCCGUGAUAUGUUUCCCAAUCUCACUGUAAUACGCGGCCGAAAACUCUUUCUUAAUUAUGCUCUGGGCAUUAGCAGUAUGCCCGAUUUAGAACUGUUGGAAUUCAAAUCUCUAGUUGCCAUACAACGUGGACACGUCUACAUCGGCAACUGCCCCAAGCUCUGCCAGCUGAAUAGGGUCAAUUGGGAUCGACUCACUCUGAGUGCUGGGGAGAAUCAUAUUGUCAGUGGAUCCAACAACUGUACGCAUCGUGCUAACUGCAAAGGUUGCGCCUCCAACUAUUGUUGGUCGAAUUUCACCUGCCAACGCUUCGAAAACGAUAAUGUGGUACAUUAUGAUCGAAAUUUGCAGAGCUGCCAUGAGGACUGCCUGGGCGGCUGUCACAAUGCAACAGCCGCAGGCUGCGUGGUCUGCCGAGGACUAACGGAUGCGGGUGUCUGUGUGAAGCGUUGCCCGCCAAACAAGUAUGUGCUGGAGCAUUAUCAACGCUGUUACACCCGCGACGAAUGCAUCCGUAUUCAUGGCCAUUACACGUUUGGCUACAAGUGCGUCGCAUUCUGUCCCAGCGGCUACAAGGCCAAUGCCGCAUCACAAUGCGUACGCUGUGCGCCGCUGGAGGCAUGCAUUAGCGUCUGUUCGCCGGAGCAUAUGGAUGGAAUGAUUGUCAUCUACAAUCUGGCCGAUGCCGAGGAAUUGCGCGGUUGCCAAAUUGUUAACAGCAGCCUCAUCAUCACCAUACGCAACAAGGUCAACGAGGAGCAGCUGGAGCAGAGUUUCAGCAGUCUACGCGAAAUACGUGGACAUUUGAAGAUCUAUCGUGCCUCCCAGCUGAGCAGCUUAAAAUUUCUGAGCAACCUGCGCCGCAUACACGGCGAUCCGCUCGAGAAUCGCCAUUUCGCCUUCGUGCUGUAUGACAACAAGCAGCUCACCGAACUGUGGGAGCCAACCAAGCAGCUGGAGUUUAUUACCGGCGGCAUGUACAUGGAUCGCAAUAAUAAGCUGUGCAACAGGCAUAUCAGAGAGUUUCAGGAUCGCGUCAUACACGACAAGGUGAUGGACAAGCUACAGACCAGCGAUCAGGAGGUGCUUUGCGGUCCAGCCAAGCUGCAGUUGAUCGUGCAGCCCACAUCGCAUCGCACAGUGCAACUCAGCUGGCUGAAAUCUCAAAUGAGCGUGGAGCUGGAGCUGAUUUAUAGAACCGUGCCGUUGGGCACAAAAUACGCCGAGCAGAGCGAACUGGAGGCGCCAGUCUGCACGCGCAUCAACUGGCAGAGACUAUUGCUCUUUGCGGACGAUCUUCAAGAUAAUGGCACCCACUACAGCUAUCAGCUGGAUCAGCUUCGUCCGCAUACGCGCUACGCCUGCUUGUUGCGUACCUUUGGAGGCGAUGCGCAGCACGAUGCACGGAGCGAUUUGAUGUACGUGGAAACGCACAUGGAUAUACCGAAGCCUCCUUCACUGGCCGUAAACAAAAAGACGGACAAUACGCUAACGCUGCGCUUGAAUGGGAAGGAGCUGGAGUACUAUAUGUUAACCGUGCACGAGCUGGCAGACGAUGUCGCCUACAUGGAUGAGCGCAAUUUUUGCCGGCAACCGGCGACCAGGCAGGACAUGGAAGCAGUGCGAUGGCGCCAGGAACAAGAUGACUACGAUGCAUGCUGUGCCCGACAGGCAAAUCAAGCGCUCGAUCAGGAUUUCAUUAGCCAAAUGGCUGACAUGUAUCGCUGCAGUCUGGAUGAGGCUGACAACUGCACGCCCGUGGGGGCAAAGUCGGGAAAACAGCUGCGCCUGGAUGCCAAUGUGACGGCCUAUGAGCUGCGCCAGCUGGAGCGUUAUCGCUUAUACUCGUUGCAAUUGCAGGCUUGCAAUAUGCUCGGCUGCAGCAGCUCCACGACGGUGCACGAGCGCACAAAUUUCACAAUCGGCGCAGAUUUGCCGCUGAUAAUGGCAUGCCGUCUCCCCAAGACAAUGGACUACAUUGUGCGCUUUGCAGAGCCAGAUCAACCGAAUGGAUUGAUUGUUAACUACGUGCUGCACUAUCGCAGCAAUGUGUCCGAGCAGGUGGCCGAAACGCAUCUGAGCUGUAUAACGCGACGUCAGCAUGCCCUGGCGAAUUACGUGCAUAAGAGCUCAUUGAACGGCACCUACAACGAGUGUGCCGUGCGCGUUCAUUCGCUAGCUGGAGAUGUCAUCACAAACUAUGUGGCAAUUACGUGGUGCGACGCGGAGCAAAGCAAGAUGCCGCCAACGAUAGCGCCGGAGAUUCCUAAUGAAGGUCUACAGCCAGCUAAGACAAAGGAACAUGCGCAGGAGGGGAAGGAAGAGAUUCAUUCGCAUGUCCGUGGUGUAAGCAUAUUUCUGUUAUGUUUCUUCUUUGGAUGCGGAUUAUCGCUGGUUUGGCUGCUCUAUAAGCGGCGCUGUUGGCGCAAGUGGCCGGGACUGCGUCGAUAUGUGCCAGUGCGGGAGCAAUGGUUGCGUGAGCGCCAACAGACCGAGGAUCGUGAGAUACUCGUGGAUGGCUUUGAGACGGUGCGUUUUCAGAACAACAACAAUAACAACAAUAGCAGUAGCAGCAUUGGUAAUAAUGAGUAUUAAUGUAAAUUAACAUUAAUAUGA